CUUUCGGUUGUCAACGUCAACGUUGUUGACUGGACGUCAGAGUGAAAAAUUGAGUUUAAUUUACAAAUUAAUUUUAAUUAUCUUUGUUUACGGGAGCGAAAUUUUCUGUAGUAUUAUUUAAAUUAAAUAAAAAUAAGAAAAACGUAAAAAACAUGCAUUUGACAAAUGUAAAACGCGUACGAUAAAUUAGAAUUUUAUUUGAAAAGAGUUGUAUAGAAUUUAAAUAAGGUCAAAUACAUCCAUACAUACGUACUUAUUAGCAAAAUAAACAUUUAUUGAACGAUACCAACCAAACUAUUUUGGUUCGUUAAAUACAGUGCCUGUUUGGAAAGUCAUAAACCCGUAAUUAGUGGAGUAGUAGAGGUGGACUUGAAUUGAGAUUACUGCAAAAUCAUGUCGAGCGAAGAUAUGCUAUACGCCAAGGGCUCCAAAAUAUGGGUGCCUCACCCAGAGCAAGUAUGGGAGACUGCUACAGUUCAACGAGAUUAUCACAAAGGCGAUAUUACUAUACAGAUUGUCAAAGAAUCUGGCACUUCUGUGGACGUGUCCAUAAAACCCGAUGGAAGUAAUUUGCCACCACUACGUAAUCCAGCUAUAUUAAUUGGACAAAAUGAUCUGACAGCUAUGUCCUAUCUACAUGAACCCGGCGUAUUACAUAAUUUGAAAGUACGUUUCUGUGAACGACAAAUUAUAUACACAUACUGUGGCAUCAUAUUGGUUGCCAUAAAUCCGUAUGCCGAUUUACCACUCUAUGGACCGAGCAUUAUACGCGCCUAUCGUGGACGUUCAAUGGGCGAAUUGGAACCGCACAUCUUUGCUUUAGCCGAGGAGGCAUAUACAAAACUUGAACGUGAGAAAUGUGAUCUAAGUAUAAUUGUGAGUGGAGAAUCGGGUGCGGGUAAAACAGUUUCUGCGAAAUAUGCUAUGCGUUACUUCGCCGCUGUUGGUGGUUCCGAGUCUGAAACGCAAGUUGAACGCAAAGUGCUUGCUUCAUCGCCAAUAAUGGAGGCUUUCGGUAAUGCCAAGACAACGCGUAAUGAUAAUAGUUCACGUUUUGGUAAAUUUACGAAAUUACUUUUCAAAAAUAAUAUGAGUGUUAUGAAUCUAACGGGCGCAACGAUGCAUACUUACUUGCUGGAGAAGUCGCGUGUUGUAUUUCAGGCGCCUGGCGAGCGGAAUUAUCACAUUUUUUAUCAACUUUGCGAUGCACGUGAAAUGCAUCCCGAAAUGAUAUUGGAUCAUCAAGACAAGUUCGAAUAUUUGAAAAUGGGGCAUUCGCCAGAUAUUGAUAGAGUCUCGGAUAAGGAACUAUUUAAAGAAACUAUACAAGCUAUGAAUGUGUUGGGUUUCAGCACGUUGCAGAUAACGGACAUUUUAAACAUACUUGCCGGCAUAUUGCAUCUUGGCAAUAUAAAAUUUGUGCCACAAAGUAAAAAAGGCUCUGAUGACGAUCCAGAUGGUUGUGAUAUCUUUCAUAAUGAUCUCCAUCUUCAUGUUACCGCUGAUAUGUUGAAAAUUAAUGCAGAUGAUUUGCGUCAAUGGUUGAAAAUGCGUAAAAUUGAAUCUGUCAAUGAACAUGUACUGAUACCGAAUAGCGUUGCUGCUGCGCAGACAGCUAAAGAUGCGCUUGCCAAACAUAUAUAUGCUAAACUCUUUCAAUACAUAGUACAAGUAAUCAACAAGAGUUUAAAUAUAGGAAGUCGAAAACAAAACAGUUUUAUUGGUGUCUUGGAUAUUUAUGGUUUCGAGACAUUCGAAGUUAAUUCAUUUGAACAAUUCUGUAUUAAUUAUGCAAAUGAGAAGCUACAACAACAAUUCAAUCAGCAUGUUUUCAAAUUGGAACAAGAGGAGUACUUGAAAGAAGGCAUAACUUGGACAAUGAUCGAUUUCUAUGAUAAUCAACCGUGUAUAGAUUUAAUUGAAUCGAAAUUGGGCGUUUUAGAUUUACUAGAUGAAGAGUGUAGAAUGCCUAAAGGCAGCGAUGAAAGUUGGGCUGGAAAAUUAAUUGAAAAAUGCAAUAAAUAUCCACAUUUUGAAAAACCACGCUUUGGCACAACAAGUUUCUAUAUAAAACAUUUCUCCGAUACCGUUGAAUACGAUGUCUAUGGUUUUCUGGAAAAGAAUCGUGACACUGUUUCAAAGGAACUUGUCAAUGUUAUACGCCAAUCAGAUAUGUCUUUAUGCAAGCAAUUAAUGGAAAUGGAAGAGGUUGAUACCCUGAGCGCAGAUGCGGCAAAAGUGACAACACUCGGCGGUCGGGUGGUGAUCAGUGCAUCUAGACAGCAGAUCGCACCAUCAAAACAAAACCGUCGUUCUGUUGGCUCGCAAUUCAGAGAGAGUCUUUCAUCGUUAAUAUCUACUUUGCAUGCUACCACACCACAUUACGUGCGUUGCAUAAAGCCUAACGACGAUAAAAUCGCCUUUAAAUGGGAGGCGUCCAAAAUCGUACAACAACUACGCGCUUGCGGUGUACUCGAAACGGUACGCAUUUCCGCUGCUGGUUUUCCAUCGCGCUGGUCCUACCACGAUUUCUACAUGCGCUACCAAUUGCUCUGUCAUCGCUCGUUGGUCAAUAAAAACGAUUUGAAGCAAUCGUGUCACAAUAUUGUGACCAAAUGGAUACUCGAUGGAGACAAAUAUCGCUUUGGCAAUACGCAAAUAUUCUUCCGUGCCGGUCAGGUGGCGUACAUGGAACAGGUACGCGCCAAUUUACGCAAGAAGUAUAUAACAAUUAUACAAUCUGUGGUGCGUCGUUUCAUACAUCGACGACGCUUUCAACGUUUGCAACGCACCGCGCUCGGUAUACAGCGUUAUGCGCGUGGCUACUUGGCACGACAGAAAGCGCAGCAAAUGCGUGAAGAACACGCGGCGGUGGUUAUUUCCAAAUAUGCGCGUGGUUGGUUGUGUCGCCGGCGUUACCUGCGACUGCGCCACACAAUUUGCGGUAUACAACAAUAUGCGCGCGGCAUGCUGGCGCGUCGGCGCUUCCAGGCAGCUAUGGAUCAUUAUCGCGCGGUGCAAAUUCAACGUUUCAUACGCGGCUAUUUGGCGCGGCGCGCCUAUCAGAAGAAGCGACGCGCAAUCAUUAUAUGCCAAUCGGCUGUGCGCCGUUUCUUGGCGCGGCGUCAAUUCAAGCGGUUGAAGGCGGAAGCGAAGACCAUUUCGCAUAUACAGAAAAUGUACAAGGGUCUCGAGAACAAGAUCAUAUCGAUGCAGCAAAAGAUUGAUGAGCUCAAUCGUGAGAAUGGCAGUCUGAAAUCGAAGACUAGUGAAAUUUCUGUACUUAAAAUGAAACUUGAAGUGAAAAAAGCUUUGGAAAUGGAAGUGCGUAAUCUCAAAUCGACCGUUGCGGAAAAGGAUCACAAUUUGGCAGCAUUAAACAAGCAGCUGGAAAUAGAACGUGACGAAAAAAUGCAACUACUUGAAGAGAAGGACCACUCCGAAGAAGAUUGGGUGCAGCAAAAACAAGUGUGGCGCGUGGAGAACAUCGAGUUACGCAAACAAAUCGAUCAAAUGAUUGAAAUGGCUAAGAAUGCCGAAGCAAAUGCCAAUUCGCGACAUGAACGUUCAUUCUCUGAAGCUGAAACAAACGAAAUAAAUGACGCCUAUCAACGUGCAAUCAAGGAAAAAGAGAUUAUAGAAAAUGAAAACUAUUUGCUUAAGGAAGAGUUGAGUAGACAUCAAAAACCCAACGGUGCACGCGACAAUAACAAUCAACAUUCGCGUUCGGUUAGUAAUGCAUCCAGCCAGAAUGAAGAUGAUGUUGGCUAUGUAUCGGCUAAGAAUACGCUCGAAUUGCGACGUCAUCAAGGUGGCGAUAAUGCAAAUCAAAUUUCACCCGAAACCUUUACGACAAUUGAAACCACAUCAACACCGAAAUCAGGUCAAACGAGUCUUAUUUUGAAAUUACGUAGCAUUUUAGAGGAGGAGAAAAAGAAAAAUAUGCAGUUAAAUAAUCAGUUGGAGCGUCUAUUGAAAAGAAAUAAUCAAACGGAAGACUCUAUACGUGUCUCUGAACUGGAGGUUGAGAAUGAAAAAUUACGUAGUGACUAUGAUUUGUUACGCAGCAGUAUACACCAUGGCUCCGAAAUGAAUGAAUUAGAAGCCCAAUACCAAGCAUUACAAGAAGAAUUACGCCGUCGCCGUGAUGAGUGUAUACAAUUAAAAGCGGUAUUGCAACAACAAAGUCAGUCUUUGAAAUCCAUCAAUAAUACAGGAGUUUCACUGCGUGGCGUUGACCUAAAGAACUUAAAUGACAAUGAAUUAGUUGAAGCAUUCCAAGCACAGAAGUUGGUUAAUCGACAAUUGGAAUCUGAAUUGAGCGCUCUCACCGAAGAGAAUAACGCACAUCUCGCUGAUCUGACAAGACAAAUUGACGAGCUGCGGCAUGAAAAGCAACAACUACAGGAGCUACUACAGAGUGGAGUUGAACAAAUCGAUGAAAAUAAUAUUGAGGCAUUACGUCAAAGUGAACGUUAUCUACGUUAUGAACUGCAACGUUCUCUACUACAAUACUCACAAUUACAGGAGGAAAUGAAUCUUAUGACACGCAAAUUUGAUGCCCUAAGACAGGGCAAUGAUAAAUUAAUGGCUAAGUUAAAGGAACAUGGCAUCUCACAGGAUACCAAUAGCAAGGAGAGCGAUAAGACGGCUGUGGCGAAUGUGAGCAAACAGAAAAUUCAAAAUUAUCAAGGCGUUAUGAAGUUCCGCAGUGAAGAUCUUGAUAAGAUACUGCAGCGCUUGGUUGGCGGCAUGACACCACGUUUAGCUAUUGGCUUAUUACCUGGCUUCCCUGCGUAUAUAAUAUUUAUGUGCAUUCGUUACACUGAUCUAAUAAACGCAGAUGACGAUGUGCGCGAUUUGUUGAGCAAGUUUGUUAUGCAAAUCAAAAAAAUUCACCGUAAUCCAAAUGUGAUAGAAAUGCGUUCACUUUGGUUGGUUAAUUCCAUCACUCUACUCAAUUUACUGAAACAAUACGGUGAUGUUGAGGAAUAUGUUAAAUUCAAUACGGAAAAACAAAAUCAACAACAAUUGAAGAAUUUCAAUCUAUACGAAUAUCGUCGUGUUAUACUUGAUAUAAUAAUUAGCUUAUACCAGGUGUUGGUGAAGCAGAUACAAACUUUACUUGAACAAUAUAUAGUACCAGCCAUACUCGAUAAUGACGAAAUCCAACGUAAUAGGCAAGUGCAAGGCAUGCGCGGUCGUACAGCCUCAAUGGAUUCUACGUCAUCACCCGAGCAUGGCAAAGUAGCUGCAUGGAAACUGCUCAUCAAUCACCUGGAACAAUUUUAUAAGCAAUUCCAACAUUUUGGUUUAGAUCGUUGUUAUUCCGAACAGAUUUUCCAUCAAUUAUUGUAUUUCAUUUGUGCCGUAGCACUAAAUUGUUUAAUGUUGCGUGGUGAUAUUUGUAUGUGGGAAACUGGUAUGAUAAUACGUUAUAAUUUAGGUUAUAUUGAGGAUUGGGUGCGUAGCAAGAAAAUGUCAAACGAUGUUUUAGCACCCUUGGCUCCACUAAAUCAAGUAUCUCAGCUGCUCCAAUCGCGCAAGAGUGAACAGGAUGUACAAAGUAUUUGUGAUUUAUGUACUUCAUUAAAUACGGCACAAGUACUUAAGGUUAUGAAAUCAUACAAGCUGGACGAUUAUGAAGGUGAAAUAACGAAUGUAUUUUUGGAAAAACUCACUAAAAAACUCAAUGAGCGUGGCAUGAUUAAAAAUGACGAGUUUACUAUGGAUCAGAAAUUCAUACAUCCCUUCAAAGUUGUUUUCAAAUAUAGCGAUGUUAAAUUGGAAGAUAUAGAAUUACCCAAACAUUUAGGACUUGAAGAUUUGCUGACGAAAAUUUAA
Molecule: messenger RNA, 5844 nt
Organism: Ceratitis capitata (Mediterranean fruit fly)
Lineage: Eukaryota; Metazoa; Arthropoda; Insecta; Diptera; Tephritidae
Gene: didum
Product: unconventional myosin-Va
Exons: 21
Coding region: 394-5844 (1816 amino acids)
Biological process (GO): vesicle transport along actin filament; actin filament organization
Cellular component (GO): vesicle; myosin complex; cytoplasm
Molecular function (GO): actin filament binding; microfilament motor activity; ATP binding
Source: RefSeq, a predicted model, not a curated record